AGGUCCUCAGACUUGUGCGGCCAGUACUUCCCGGACCAAGCUCUCUUUCCUGUUCUCACCAGCUUUUGCUGUUUGCUUGCAGGCUGUUUAAUUUCUUCAGGAGUCUAGUCUGUCAGGCCUAAUGUGGGGAGCUGCAUCUAGCGAGGCAGAGAGACACCAGCAGCAGGACCAGACCAGUGCAGCCGUACAAACCGGUCUGUAGCAGGACUGUCAUCCAUGUUCAUUGAACGUGAUUUCUGCCUCCCGGAGACCAGAAAGGGAGGAAGCAGAGUGGGAGCUCCUAGGUGGGAGGGAACUCGGAGGCCUCUGGGUUUAGGUUUUCUCCGCGCUCCUCCUCCGGGCUGGCCCUGCUCUAUGAGAUGCGAGGUGGAGGCUUGUACAGCACACUGAGAAGUUGCUGACAGCAUUUGUUUCUUCUUCUUUAGAGAUUUAUUAACUUUUAUUUUGUGUGUAUGAGUUUUGCCUCAUGCCUGCAUGCGUCUAGCGUACCCAGGGAGGUCAGAAGAAGGCAUUGGUUCCCCUGGAACUGGAGUUAAAGAUAAUUGUGAGCUGCCAUGUGGCUGCUGGGAAUUAAAUCUGGGUCCUCUGCAAGAGCAGCCAGUGUUUGUUCUUUCUUUUCUUUCUUUUUUUUUUUUUUUUUUGGUUUUUUGAGACAGGCUUUCUCUGUAGCCCUGGCUGUCCUGGAACUCACUUUGUAAACCAGGCUGACCUCGAACUCAGAAAUCUGCCUGCCUCUGCCUCCCGAGUGCUGGGAUUAAAGGCGCGCGUGCUCUUUCUUAAGCACUGAGCCCUGUCUCUCCAGCCCGCAGCUGGCAGUAUCCUCAGCAGCCAUUCCUGGAACUCUGCUCUUCAAAGCCCCAGAGAGGAGAAAGCCACAUGCAGGGGGUGCUCAGGAGCUGGACUGAGCCUGAGCCGUCAUGGAAGCAUUAGCUCCCGGUCCUAGAUGCUGCUGUGAUCAUGCGCGUGGCCCUAGCUGUGGCUUGAUAGCAGCAUACACGCUGGACUCCUCCUGCCUGCAGUCAGCAGUGUUCCACUGCCUGGCACGGAGCUGGCACUGAGUGCAGGUGUGGGGUUGUCCUGUUUGUUUCCUUGAUUUUAUUUAUGUUUGCUUGUUUGUUUGUUUUGUUUUCUGAGAUGGGGUCUCUGCGUAGUCCUGGCUAUCCUAGAAUGCAUCAUAUAGAUCAGGCCGGGCUUGAACUCAUUGAGGCCCUCUGUCUCUGCCUCCAGAGUGCUGGGAUUAAAGGACUGUGUCACCCUGUCCAGCGAUUUAGUUUUCAUUUAUUUGACAGUUUUAUUUAUUUACUUUAGACGAGGUCUCCUUGUAUAUCCCUGGCUGGUCUAGAACUCUCUACAUGACUAGGCUGACCUCAGACACAAAGAUCUACCUGUCUCUAUCUCCCAAGUACUGGAAUUAAAGGUGUAGACACCAUUCCUGGUUUGAUGUUUGUUGAGGCAAGGUGUGAUGUAGCCCAGGCUGGCUCGGAGCUCCUGAUCUUCCCACCUACAACUUUUGAGUGCAGGUGUGCACUGCCAUGCUCGGCUUAGAACAGGACGGUCUGUUACGAGUGAGGUUGUAUCACUGGAGGCCAGCAGUGCCCAGUGUCUGCCUACAGGGGGCAAGGGAAGUCUCGAGCUUGUAUGAAGGCAGGAAGCCCAGCAGACACCUCCUUUUCCUUCUCUGAGCUGGAAACCAGAGGGGAAGGUCCCACCCAGAAAGCCUUUGUGCCUGACCCGAGUCACUUCCGGCUCUUCAGUGUGUUGGAGUCCCUCAAGAAGGGCUGAGCACUGACUUGGAGAAGCUCCGCAUAAAGAUAAGCUGUGUGGCCGGUGCUAGUGGAGAGCCCCUGCUGAUCAAAGCCACCCUGGGCUACGCGGGCGGACUCCAUUUCAGCUUCUCCAUGCUUCCCCAUAGAAGAAGACGUCGCUGUUGAGUUGAUGUUCGUUCUAGGCCAGCCCGUCACUCACGGCACGAGAUCCUCUCAGGGAGCCUGCUGCUGCUGGGAACCAUGACAGUGAGGGGGGCCGCGCUGGCCCCAGACCCAGCGUCACCCACAACCACAACAGCUUCACCUAGCGUCUCUGCCACCCCCGAGGGCAGCCCCACAGCCAUGGAGCACCCUGUGUUCCUGAUGACCACUGCCGCCCAGGCCAUCUCCGGCUUCUUUGUGUGGACAGCUCUGCUCAUCACUUGCCACCAGAUCUACAUGCAUCUGCGCUGCUACAGCCGUCCCAAUGAGCAGCGCCACAUCGUGCGCAUCCUCUUCAUCGUGCCCAUCUACGCCUUCGACUCCUGGCUCAGCCUCCUCUUCUUCACCAAUGACCAGUACUACGUGUACUUCGGCACCGUCCGAGACUGCUAUGAGGGACCUGAGGCUGGCACGUCAUUCCUCAGUCUCUCAGGAGCCUCUGGACCAACCUCACAAGGAUAGAUCUGGAUCCCUCUUCCCCACCUGGCUGUCCAUCUGUCGCUAAUGGACGGGAGAGGCCGAGACCAGCGGAAGGUGCUCAAGUUUAACAGAGGAGAGAGCUUGGCGCAGCCAGAUGCACUGGGGACCAUCAGUUCUGUACAAGCCUUUGUCAUCUAUAACUUCCUGAGCUUGUGCUAUGAGUACCUCGGGGGAGAGAGUGCCAUCAUGUCUGAGAUCAGAGGGAAGGCCAUUGAGUCCAGCUGUAUGUACGGCACGUGCUGCCUCUGGGGAAAGACCUACUCCAUCGGAUUCCUGCGGUUCUGUAAACAGGCCACCCUGCAGUUCUGUGUGGUGAAGCCACUCAUGGCCGUCAGCACCGUUAUACUCCAGGCCUUUGGCAAGUACCGGGACGGAGACUUUGAUGUCACCAGUGGGUACCUCUACGUGACCAUCAUCUACAACAUCUCCGUCAGCCUGGCCCUAUAUGCGCUCUUCCUCUUCUACUUUGCCACAAGGGAGCUGCUCAGCCCCUACAGCCCUGUCCUCAAGUUCUUCAUGGUCAAGUCCGUCAUAUUCCUCUCCUUCUGGCAAGGCAUGCUGCUGGCCAUCUUAGAGAAGUGCGGGGCCAUCCCCAAGAUCAACUCAGCGCGAGUGUCAGUGGGUGAGGGCACCGUGGCUGCCGGCUACCAGGACUUCAUCAUCUGUGUGGAGAUGUUCUUCGCGGCCUUGGCCCUGCGGCAUGCCUUCACCUACAAGGUCUACGCUGACAAGAGACUGGACGCUCAAGUGCUGACGUACGGCCCAUACGGCCGCUGCGCCCCCAUGAAGAGCAUCUCCAGCAGCCUCAAAGAGACCAUGAACCCACACGAUAUUGUGCAGGACGCCAUCCACAACUUCUCGCCAGCCUACCAGCAGUACACGCAGCAGUCCACUCUGGAGCCCGGGCCCACCUGGCGUGGCGGCACGCACAGCCUUUCCCGCUCCCACAGCCUUAGUGGUGCACGCGACAAUGAGAAGACUCUGCUGCUCAGCUCUGAUGAUGAGUUCUAAGUGUGGGCCCUGGAGGGGAAGGAGAGGUGCUUCCCCCAGCCCCCAGCCAGGCUGGGGAGCAGAGCAACCAGCACAGCAUGGCUGCUGCCCUUUUAUUUAUUGGACCAGAAACUCGCAUAUCACUUCCAGAGGAACAGGCCUCAGGAAUAUUUCUCCCUGGCCAGCCCUGCACUAGCUGGGGCAGGGGCAGAGGACAGCGGCUGUAGCUGUCACAUCUCUGCGACUCAUCCUGUACCGUGUGUUGGCCAGAAGCUGCAUCCUAAGCCCCCUCCCCAACAAGAUAUCUGCCGAGCUGUCAGGCCCAGCCCACCCUACACCGUGCAAUACCCAGACCCAGCCUGGUCUUUCCCCAGGCCUUUGCCCGCUUCUCCCUGGUCACCCUUGUCCAGUGUGAGUUUUGUCACAUUCUGGGCAGGUAGAGACGUGAAUGCUCUGUGGACCCUCCCCCUCUCCCAACCUAGGCCUGUCUGGCAUGCUGCAAGGACCAGAGCCAGCCCCCAGGAGCCUCAGGGCCCACUUAGGAAGGAUGCCUUGUGCCUAUGGGCCCUUUGGUGACAUGUGGGGCUCUGGAUCCUUGGGUGUCCUCACUGUGGCCACUCUGCCUGCUGAGGACAGCCAGAAGCCCACACUGCCCUCUCACUUGGGUCCAGUUCUUGAUAGUUGGGGGCAGAGCCCCCACACUCCCUUAUACUUCCUGACUGUGCCAGGGCUUGGGUUCCCCACCACCUCCUCAAUGGAGCAAAGACUCCUGCUAGGCCCUGGUCUCCCUGGGGUUUAUCCCUCCUGGGUCAUGGGAAAAGUCAGUCUCCACAUUACAGAUCACUUCCAGAGGGAGGCUGGAGGGAUGGUCAUACAGCGGGGCCAAGGUAGGGGUGGUCUCAGACCCUCCUGGGUCCCCUGACCAUACAGGGCCUGGUGGUCUGCUCCAUCUGGCCCCUGGCCCAUCUCUUCUGUGCCUUAGUCACAUAUGAAAGCCCCUCCCCAGUUCCCGUCUGCUCCAGGCACUCCUCGUUGAGCUGCUGGCACUCAGGGUUCCGCAGCGCUGGGUUGGGCAUCCUUGGGACCACCCACCCUCUCCCUGGCUCCCUCUACACGCACAUCCCAGAGCUGCCUCCCAGGGCUGGGAUCUCAGAGGUAGGGUGGCAGGGGCCUGGUAAGCAGAAUUCAAGCAGCACUUGGUCUUGGCUCCAGUAGCCUCUUGAGGUGGAGAGUGGUGGGGAGCCCUACCUUGUAGCCUUCAGUGGAUGCUCUCCCCUUGGUCACCUCUGGAACAAACAGGUUCCUUCCCUGGGGUCCAUAGGGAGGGACCUCAUGGGGCUGUCACAUCCUAGCAACCUUCUUAGCCUCCUUCCUUCCUUCCACACGGCCCAGAGGCCAGCUCGGCCCCACCCAGAGGGCCUGGCCAGCUGCUCCCAAGCCACCCAGGGAGGCAGCAGACAGGUGGGAGCUCCUGGGGCACGGCCGUGGGAUUGCUUCCACCAGUGUGUUUCUGAGACUUCUCCUUAUCUUCCAGGCCAAAGUAUGUUGCUGCUUCCUGUCUCCACUGGUCCCCACCUACCCUGGCACUUGCCCUGUGACAUGAUGGGUGAGGCUGUGGGGGAACUCAGUGGCAGGAAGCUAGUGGUCCCUGGGAACAGGGGACAGGAAUCCGUACCCAACUGCCCCGUUCUUUCUUCCCAUUCUUUCUUCCUAGGAUGCAUAAACUAUCUUGUCUCAUUUAUUUUUUAAUUUUUUUUCAGAUAGAGUAGCUCUUUGUACAUAAAAAAAAUACUUGAAAAUUGUAUGAUGUAUGAGAAGACAGAGCCCCCUAGUUUUGUAUUUUGUCCUGUGACUGCCAUGCGUUCCACCAGAAAGCCGCUCUAUUUUGGUCUCUGUGAUAUUUUAAAUGCGUGACAGAAGCAAGCAAAUAAAGUCAGGAAGAAAUAUAUAUAUGAGAUAAUAUAGAUUGUAUUGAAAUCUC
This is a messenger RNA of Mus musculus (house mouse), 5418 nucleotides long. RefSeq names its product transmembrane protein 184b (gene Tmem184b). The transcript has 12 exons. Gene Ontology annotation, cellular component: membrane. Lineage: Eukaryota; Metazoa; Chordata; Mammalia; Rodentia; Muridae. Gene Ontology annotation, biological process: transmembrane transport. The record is from RefSeq and is a predicted model, not a curated record. The coding region runs from base 2472 to 3458 and encodes 328 amino acids.